Molecule: messenger RNA, 180 nt
Organism: Loa loa (African eye worm)
Lineage: Eukaryota; Metazoa; Nematoda; Chromadorea; Rhabditida; Onchocercidae
Exons: 1
Source: RefSeq, a predicted model, not a curated record
GCAUUAGUAAAUAGAAAUAGUAAAACGGAAAAUGUACAAAAACCGAAAGAUUCAAGAAUGUUGUGUAUUUCCAAUACAAAUGCGAUAAAGAAUGCAAAAAUAACAUCUGAGAGAAUUGAGGCUCAAAAGAAUGAAGACCAUCUACAAAUACUGGAAAAUGAGCAGGAAGAAAAGGAAUAG